AAUAAAGGGAGGCAGGAGCUGCACUUUGCCGACGAGCAUCUCUGCCGUCCUGCUAGACUACAGUAAUCACUGCCCCCGGAUCUGCGAAAAUACACAGGGACUUCUCUGGAAAAAGGCAGAGUUCAUCAAUGUAACUCCGGUCAGUCCGAAACUGCGCCGUUUACCUGGAUAAGUCCAUCCCGAGGACAAGAGACAGACAGAAAGAAAGAAAGAGAAAGACAGAGACAGACGCGAGUGGAGUGUCGACGUGAAAUUGUGAAGGAAAAGAGAAGAAUAUGAUUGUCAAGCUGCACUUGAUCUUCAUCCUUUACAGCCUCUGUGCAAGCAUCUUUAAAGUGGCUGGGACAAAAAGCAAAGCGAAAGGUAGCCAAGGUCAGUUCCCCAUAACUCAGAAUGUGACGGUGGUGGAGGGGGGCACAGCCAACAUGACCUGUCGUGUGGAUUACAAUGAUAACACUUCCCUCCAGUGGUCAAACCCUGCACAACAGACCCUAUUCUUUGGGGACAAGAAAGCUCUAAGGGACCACAGAAUCGAGCUGGUGCGAGCGUCAUCGCAGGAGCUCACCAUCAGAAUCGGUGACGUCAGCCUGUCAGAUGAAGGCCUGUACACCUGCUCACUCUUCACCAUGCCUGUCAAGACCACCAAGGCCUUUCUCACUGUUCUGGGAGUGCCAGGACGACCUGAGAUCACAGGAUUCACCAAGCCUGCCAUGGAGGGGGAUGUUAUCACCCUGACGUGCACCACACCGGGCAGCAAACCAGCUGCCAAUAUCCGGUGGUUCAGAAAUGACAAGGAGGUCCAAGGCACUAAAGAGGUGAAUGCCACAGGAAAAUCAUUCACAGUGAAGAGUAGCCUCCAGUUCGAGGUGGACAGACGGGAUGAUGGCGUCGCCUACACCUGCAGCGUGGAACAUGUGUCUCUGUCGAACCCUUACAUGACAACUGAGGUCCUGGAGGUCCACUAUGCUCCCCAUCUGGAGAUCACACAUUCACUGAUUAUUCCACAGGAAGGGCAAUACUUCAAAUUGGAGUGUGUUUCCAUAGGCAACCCAAUACCUGAACCAGUGCUGUGGUCUAAAGAUGGAGGAGAGCUGCCAGAUAUCGAGCGCAUGAUUGUGGAGGGCAGGGAACUAACCAUCACCACACUAAAUAAAACAGACAAUGGCACAUACCGCUGCGAGGCCAGCAACCACCUGGGGACCAGCAGUGCUGAAUAUAUACUGUUUGUAUAUGCCAAAGACUUUCCAGGGCCUACAACAGAUCCUAAUGCUUUAGGACAACAUGGACCUGACCAUGCUUUAAUCGGCGGUGUUGUUGCAGUCGUGGUCUUCAUCACCUUGUGUUUGAUAAUAGUUCUUGGGCGGUAUCUGGCCAGACAUAAAGGGACGUAUCUAACACACGAGGCCAAAGGAGCAGAAGAUGCCCCCGACGCAGACACAGCCAUCAUCAAUGCUGAAGGAAACCAUGUGCAUGCAGAGGAGAAGAAAGAGUACUUCAUUUAGACUUCUUUUACUCUUUUCCUUCGUUUCAUGACAAAUUUUGACAGCAGACAUGCAAUUUUAAGCUGCCUCAGCGUCACAACCUGAUCUGUUUUACUUUACUUAUUAUUCCUUUGUCUUUUCCAGAAAGCUCAUGCUUGGAUAUGCUUGUUUUUGAAGCAUUUGCUGACAAUACAGCCUUCUCCUUUUGUAAUCAAUGUAAACCAUGUACAACUGGAUUAUUUCCCAUUUCAGUUUUACGGUGCCUAGAUGCUGUAUAUUUUUCUGCAUUUCUUUGAUCGCUUGCAUUAACUUUUUUUUCUCUACUCUCUUACUUUAACUGUUAUACAACUUUUGCAGAUUUUUUAAAACUGAAUCGACAAGAAAUGUGCUCAAGUUAAGUUUUAGCUUUUCAAAACGGUUUCCUUAAAGAGCAGAAUAUUAAAUACAUCAAUUUAUCAAACAUUAAACAGGAUUUAACAGUGGUUUUGGAUGUUGCCUGGAGCUUACCCCACCACAGCCAUACUGCAUACAUUAAAAAGAAUUAUAAAACCGACCAGACACUGACAAAACAAAACAUAGAAGCACAAUCUAUGUGAUUGUCUGUAGAUGAGAUCAAUUUCCUCUUAGCACUGUCUGUAUAUUACUGCAUUGAUUUAGUUUCAGUUUUCGCUCAUGCUGUUGAUUUGUACCAACAGAGAACAAGUUAGAAAAUAAAAGCACAAAGUCUGAGGACUAACAUUGAGGGAAAACACAUAUACUGUUUCUUGUCUCAGGAUUCAAUAAUGAGUCUAGAUGGAGAGAUGGUGUCAGACAUGUGAUGAAGAUUUCAGUACACUUGCAGUUAUCAUCAUCGAUGACAAACUUUAAUUUUUGUUAGCAAUUUGAUGUAAGAUCCAAACUGAAUGAGUGGAACCUUGUGGGGGUUCAUUAUUUAUGUUGAAUUUUAUUGAACAACUAUGCUCAAUGUGUGGAUAUUGCUGUAAAAUACUUUGCUAACGUGAAUAUUGGUGAACAAUAUUGUUGAAUCUUGGGAUCCCUGACAUAUUACAAUUUGUAUAUUAGCAUAUACUGUAUUUAAAGUAUUCCACAAGUCUUAAUUUUAUUUCCAUUUAUCUAAAAAAAAUUGGUUAUUUUGCCCGAAGGCAUGUAAAUAAUGUGUAAGUAUUAAAUUUUAGUAAAAGAUUAAACGCCUGUUAUAGCUUUUAAUUUCAGCUCUUAUCAGUUCCCAUCACUUUGAUGAGAUUCUGUUCACAUUUUUGAAGAUUUUAUUUAGAACGGGGAUUCUAAUGAAUUGCUUAAAAUGUAAAAACAAAAAACAAAAAAACACAAUUCUGGUCAAAAUAUAUGUAUUUAUUAUUAUGAUUGAUUGACAUUUAUUAUAUAAUACUAUAUUGAUUGAUAUUAUUGCUGUUAUUACUAAAGUAGUUGUCUGACAUUAACUUUUCCAUUUUCUAAUUCUGUAACUUAUCAUAAAAAACAAUACAAGGAUCACCGUUAUGGCCUUUGAGUUUGCUGCAAACAGUACUAAUGACAUGUUGAGGCAUUGGUGAAUCAGACAUGCCCUCACUGUAUAUAGUCACUGUAUCAAAGACAUUGAACCACAUUGCCAAUGCUCAUACAUGUUAUUUUGUUAGUCCAGUAUAAUGCUAUAAAUAACUCAUUUUGUACAAAGUUUUAAUCGCUGUAAUUAAUUUGCUUUUUAUGGGGGAUGUGUGAGGUUUGCUUUUUUCUCAGUAUUGAAUAUUCAUUUUUCAACUA
Messenger RNA from Centropristis striata (black sea bass), 3239 nucleotides. It is a transcript of the gene cadm2b, whose product is annotated as cell adhesion molecule 2b. Lineage: Eukaryota; Metazoa; Chordata; Actinopteri; Perciformes; Serranidae. The record is from RefSeq and is a predicted model, not a curated record. The coding region runs from base 276 to 1502 and encodes 408 amino acids. The transcript is spliced from 11 exons.